AUGAUACGUUGCAUGUGUCGACCCACUACAUGGGCCUGCAAGGGCCCCGACCGCAGUAAGCUGUGCAGACGAUGCGGAGCCGAAGGCCAUCAGUCGAAAGGCUGUACAGCUAAGCAACUGCUCUUCCAGACGGUGGCCGAGAAGAAGUGUGAUAUAGCGCUUCUAUCGGAACCCUAUCGGAUUCCAGAGGGGAAUCGGAAUUGGUUGAGCGACCCACCCAAGGCUGCGGCAAUUUGGGUGACGGGUCAGUUCCCAAUACAGGAGCUAGUUGCAGCAGAGGAGGGCUUCGUGAUCGCUAAGGUUAACGGAGUCUUCUACUGCAGUUGCUAUGCCCCACCGAGGGAUCUAGCCAACAAGGGAUCUGUGAGCACGUUCCGUAGGAACGGAGUCUCGUCGAUUGUUGACGUUACUUUCUGUAGUCCCAGCCUUCUGGCAAGCAUGGACUGGAAAGUGGACGAGGGCCACACUCACAGCGAUCGUCAAGCGGUAACGUUUCGGAUCUGCCGUGCGGCCCCACGUCCUGCACAACCGCCACCUCACCAAGUGUGCCGGUGGAAGACAUCGACCAUGACAAGUGAGGUCUUUGUCGAAGCGCUAAGAAGAGAAAAAGCCACUCGGGACAUUCUAGAACUCGACUGCGACGGACUAAUGACCAUACUAGUGGGCGCCUGUGAUGCAGCAAUGCCGAGGCAAGCAAAGCCACGAAACGCGCGGACCCCAGUUUACUGGUGGAAUGACGAUAUAGCGGCCAUCCGGGCCCGGAGGAAACUCCAACGAGCUCGCUUCGACGAGCAGAGGGAAGCUAGGCGGGUGGUCUACAAAAUCGCCAAAGCCACCUUAUGCAAGGCAAUUAAGGAGAGCAAGAGGAACUGCUUCGGCAACCUCUGCCAGGAAGCCAACAAUGCACCAUGGGGUAACGCCUAUCGGAUUGUUAUGGCAAAGCUAAAGAGUGGCGCGGUUGCCAUUGAUCGUUCACCUGAAAUGAUGUCACGAAUCAUCGACGGGUUGUUCCCCCACCACGAGGUUGAGCCCUGGCCUACGACCCCCUAUUACCAAGAGGGGUUGACGGAAGAUGAAUCCAGCAUCAUGAACGAGGAACUCAUCAAAGCCGCAUCAGCCCUCAAGGCGCAUAAGGCACCGGGCCCGAUGGGAUCCCCAACCAGGUCCUUAAACUGGCGAUAG
Molecule: messenger RNA, 1182 nt
Organism: Culex quinquefasciatus (southern house mosquito)
Lineage: Eukaryota; Metazoa; Arthropoda; Insecta; Diptera; Culicidae
Exons: 2
Coding region: 1-1182 (393 amino acids)
Molecular function (GO): zinc ion binding; nucleic acid binding
Source: RefSeq, a predicted model, not a curated record